Molecule: messenger RNA, 1483 nt
Organism: Thunnus maccoyii (southern bluefin tuna)
Lineage: Eukaryota; Metazoa; Chordata; Actinopteri; Scombriformes; Scombridae
Product: V-set and immunoglobulin domain-containing protein 1-like
Exons: 7
Coding region: 28-954 (308 amino acids)
Biological process (GO): maintenance of gastrointestinal epithelium; epithelial cell morphogenesis
Cellular component (GO): plasma membrane
Source: RefSeq, a predicted model, not a curated record
GUGAGCAUACUCCAACAUUUUGUGAAGAUGUGCUCCAUGCUGCGCUUAUUGGUGCUUAUAAGCAUAAUAGGAUGUGUUGAGCUGAUCACAGUCACAACUCCGCACAAAUAUGUCAAUGUUACAAAGGGAGAAAAUGUCCUUCUCCAGUGUAACUUUGAGACUAAUGAACCGACCACCAGCCUUACCAUCCAGUGGGACUUUGUUUCAUCGUCUUCCAUGUCCCCACAACAGGUGUAUUACUAUCAAGGAGGAAAGUCUGUCACUUUGAAAUCUUAUGAGGGCCGGUUUCAGCCUCCCCCUGAUCCCAGCAAAACCAAAAACGCCUCAAUAAUAAUCAGCGACAUGCAGCCAUCUGAUGCCGGAGUCUACACCUGUGAGGUUCACAACCUUCCUGAUGUGUCCGGACAGUCUCAGGUCAAUAUCCAUGUGAAAGUUCUCGAGAGGCCCUCUGUUCCUUAUUGCGCUGUCCACGGUGACGUAGAAUCUGGUCACCUGGUCACUCUGACCUGCCACAGUGAGCGUGGGAGCCCGACCCCGACAUACACCUGGAUCAGACUGGAUCAGACAAGGACAAGGAGGCCUAUACUGGGAAGAGUGACCAAAACUGGAAUAUUGGAAAUCAGAAAUAUAUCCCAGUUUGAGUUUGGGGAGUACCAGUGCAAUGCUACAAAUGCAGUGGGAUUUUCAACUUGCACUAUCGAGCUGAGUCCUGAAGCGGGAGACGGGGUGAUUGCUGGUGCAGUGAUCGGCGCAUUGCUCGGAUGUCUCCUGAUCAUCCUAAUUGUGUGGUUCAUCGCUCACACCGUGAAGAAGCACAAAUACAGAGCGCUCAAAAUGUCGGAGGCCAACGAGAUGAAGAGGAGCCCUCCACAGGCUCAGGAAGCCUCAGACAGCGUUCCCGUAGCAACCACAGCCGGCAACCGCCACGCUGAGGCAGAUGACCCCCAAGCCUAAAAAAAGGCCUGGUGAAAACAACUGGGAUGACGUCACAGUUCUGAACAACAGGAUGUUCAGUCUUCCAGAUACGUCAUUCUCAGAUUUAAUCAACAUGAUGAAGCUCAUGUCCGUGCUUUGUUACAUGUGUUGUGAAUCAAAAAAGUUAUUCUGCUCACAAUCAGUUCAGUCUUCUACAGCUUUUCUUGUGGUGUUAGACCACACAAAGCAUUUUUUAGUUUGUUCUUAGUGCUUUCAUUUGUUUGUCUUACCAUUUAAUAGUAAGUGUGACAAUCAGUGCAUAUUGAUGACUCAUUCGGUCUUAGAUAUACAUUACAUCAGAACCAAUAUCUGAAUUUAUUGUAAGAAUCAAAACAUGUAUGUAUGUUUAAUAACACUUGCAGAGUCUGCAUCAUGCAAAGGAUCAAUGUGAUAAAUUGAUCACUGAUGUCCUAAUACUGGGGGUUACAAUAACAUGUGUUUUUGUCUUUUACAGUUAAGUUUUUUGUUUGCUUGUUUGUUUUUUAUAGUAAGACAUUGUUGUUUUAAA